AUGACGAGCCUGCUGGACUUUAGCUCGUCGCCCGACCCGUUGGGCGACGAGGUCCCGAGCUCCGUUAUGCCCAGCGCGCGCCGCAACGCUGGGAACCUCAAAUCCAUCGCCCGCGAGUCCUCUGUACAGUAUUCCGGCAGUUCAAACCGAACCAAGUCGAUAUCGAAGCCCAUAUCAACGCGCAAGUCGCCUAGGAAGCAGACCUUUGAGCUCGAUGUAGGCAACGGCCGCUCGCCCCAGCGAUUGCUGGUCACGGUCGAGGCUGAACAUGAGCGGGGCCAGCGCGGCGCUGUGAGCAGACGUCUUUUCAAUGCAUCGCCGACGCGUAGUGUCAGCCGAAGGAGAGAAGGGACAACAACCACGACCACAGUACCGCUAAGAGGCUUGACGGAUGACGAGGCUGACGAAACUGGUAAUGUAUCCACUGUGCGCCGCCGUGGCCGGCCGAGAGUCAGUCUGGGAAGCAAGAACGGCACACCGGCGCCAAGGGGCAAGAAAAGAGCUGGCACUCCUCUGACAAAGACAUCUUCUGCGAAGCGACAUAGUGGCGAAGCACCGUCCGAAACAGAUUUGGAGAAUACGGCGCUCCUCGAAUCAAGCCAGAAUGCGGCAGUCGAGCCUACGCCAAAACCGAAGACGAGGACGAAAAAGACACCAAAGAAAGCCGGCACGCCCGCUGUGCCGUCGAGUAACCCGACGGGAAGAAAACGCGGGCGCCCGCGGAAAGCGCUGAUGCCAGAAGAGGUCGCUGAUCUCAAUAGUGAGGCUGACCGACGUCCUGAUAACACGAGCAUUUUGCCGAGCGACAAUGUCCCGAUGACAGAAGAAAUACAUAUGGAUGGAGCUUUUGAUGGCGAUGACGAUAGAAGAAUGAGUGACUUUGCAACUUCGCAGAUUGGCGAUGUACGGCAGCCCUCGGCGACGAGAGAAGACACAACUCGCCUUCGGACAGGCCAACGUGGAGUACGCUUCUCUUCACCUAUCGCGCGGUAUUCGGAAGCAUUCGACGAAGUGUCAUCACAUCAAGGUCGUGCAGACGAGUCCGAUGCGCCCAUGUUUGACGAUUACACGGGAGAAGUCCAUAGCGACGUUGAAUCCGAGACCGAAGGUGUUGAUGGAGCAACGUAUAGUGGCCCAGACAACCUCACUCAUGCAUCCGAAUUUAGCAUGAUCAACGUUGAGGAGUUGCCGUCGUUUCAAGCCUCUUUACAGUCUAAUCGAAGCGGCAUCAUUGACCAGCACCAACCCUUCCCUGAGGCCGGAGAUGAGACUAAUAUGAUCAUCAAUCAAACUUUGGAGUCUUUAAGGAGAAGCACCCAAACUGAAGCUGAUGGCCACUCACAUAUUGAGGAUGCUCAAAAUCGAAGAGAGAGUAUCCAGACAACCGCAGAGCACGAAUCGGCGGAUCAUACACGAAACAGCCGUUCGGCCUUUGGGUCAAGCCAGUCUUCUUGGAUGCAAAGCCCUCGAAGGCCACCACGAAAAUCAAUGCCUCUGAGCAGACAAGUUUUCUCGAACAAGGCACCACAUGUGGACGACUCAUUCUCGGAGCUCCCUGAUAGUAUCUUGCGAGCUGCCACCCCAGGUAGACUGCCAAUGAAGCCUGUCACCACCCAUGUUACUGACGAAUAUUCCAAUAUGGACGAAUAUGAAGACGAAUUCUCCCAAAUCCCGGAUGAGGUGCUCGAAGCGGCCACUCCCCGACCACCGCGUAUGGAAAGACGUGUGGACCACAACACGGUUGAGAAUGUGCCAUCACUCGAGGAAGAAGAAGAAGAAGAAGAAGAAGCGCAAUCCAAUAGCAGAUCCACCAAUAUUGGAUCCGAUAGACUGCCCACUCCCGAUGAUACGAAUUCCUCGACCACGGAUGCUAAGAAUAUUCAUGGCGAAGAGGCACAUAAGAUGCCAGUUGAUUCAUCCGCCGUCGCCAAUACCUCUGAACUAAACAUUCGCUCAUCUCCGCCUACUAUCAGCCGGCAAAUGAACACAAUGACCAUUCAACCCGAGUCUGGGCAGACAAUUACUCGGCACUUUGAUACGAUGGCCUUGGUAUCCGAUGCCUCACGACAAACAGACCAAGAAGAUCAUGCGGAAACGCAGCGAAACAAGGGCUCUUCUCCUGCGGCACCAUUGCAAAACUCGGGAUCCCCCGGGCAAACACGAAAAUCGCCCUCGCCCGUCAGACGUCCUACUCUGUCGCCAAUAGUACGAGUAGGCCGCACAUUGCAGAACAUCAUGUCUGACAGAUCGUCUCCUGAUGAGCAUGGGAGUAGUUUGGCGAGUCCCUUCAGGGGGCCAGGACAGAAUGAUUCACGUCAAUCAUCGAUCGCUCGGUCACCUGUGCGAAAUGGCAGCCACCGAGGUACCGGCUCAGACGGCCAGACGCCUUUCAAUCCACUUGUAUCAGUUACACAGAACAUCCGGUCAGCAUUCGGUUCUAUGAGACAAACUGCACCAGUACCGGCGCCCGUUCCUGCUCCAACUGAGGCUCCGUCGGUUCGUGAGGAGAACGGUUCGUUCGCAGCUGACAUGGCCGAAAAUUUGCGGAUUGAGGCGCCAGGAAGGUCUGCUCGCAGCAAUGAAAUUGAUCAGGCUUAUGACUUGCCCCAGCAUGAGAAUCUCUCCCGGGGAUUGUCCAGUUCUCUAAGGGCAGCAGCAGUUGGCCGACAAGGCGAUGAGAACGAGUUGACUUCUGCCCUAGAUGAGAACGAGAUUAGCAGCCCAGCAAACCAGAGGUCAAGAAGGUUGGCGAACUCGAGCGCCGUCGGUACCCUGAGUUCGCUCCAAAAUCAAGUCCAAGAAGACGGCGAUGAAGAAGAAGAACAGCAGGAGAUGUACGAGGAAGACUUUGAUGAUCUCUUCAACCUGGAAGAAGACGGCAACGUGGAAGGCCAGGAGCCAGCACAGGACGAAGAGAUUGGUCAGGAACAGGGGCUGGAACCAGACGAGGUAGCGGGGAUUGAGCCAGAAAUGGAACCGGAGGAAGAACAAGACGAGGAACCUGCCGAUACGACAGCUGCAGCAAGUGAUGAGGAUGACAUGGACUUGUGGGAUAUCGAAGCAUCAAGACCGACUCCACGAUCGACCAAAGCUCUGCGAGCUGAAGCUCAAGAACGCAGACAGUCUCAAAUCCCACCGGAAAAUCCUGCUUCCGCAGACACAUCAAUCCAAGCAGGCGAACCAGCAGCAGCUGAACCUGUGCCGCCACGACGUAACAAGAUCCCAAGUCCUUGGAGGCGGAACCCACGGAGAUUGAUUUAUCAGGACGAUUUCCGGAGUCCUGCUGAAUUAGAGAUGGAAGAUAGCCCACCAAGUGAAGGGAGACCAGUUCCAACCAUGCAGCCGCCUGCUGUACAAGAACAAGAUAUGGAAUUUGAAGGCACGGAAGAGGAAUUUUCACGCUCACGCGAAGAGGAUGCCAAAGAUGAGCACGACAUGAAUCAAUAUGGCGACCAAGACGAAGACGAAGAGCCGGACCAUUUCCAGGCGGGGCAGGAUUUCGCGGAUGAUGGCUCCUACGAACUUAUGGAGGAGGAAGAGCUUGACGAGCCCCAAUCGCUGCCGCGAGGUCAAGGCUACCCCCAAAAGGAUGCGCCACUGGUGGAAAACUCGGUAUUGCAAGAGUACUCAAUGAUCUCUGAGCCAGGCAAGCCUUCUGGGCCUGUAUCAAUGCAAGACCCGCAAGACAAGCCCGUUUCGGCGCGGAAGAGCUUCUUUGGGAGAUUUGACAUUAUGUCAUUCUUCUCUUCGCCUCGUCCACCACCUGUUACGAACAACCCGCCCACGGCGCAGGUCGAGGAGACCCCCGCUGCUCACAAGAUGAACGGCGGGCCACUACCUCAAUCGAUUCGUAGUGAGAAAUCGGUUCAGGAUGAGCCACAGUCUGCACUGCGAGCUACUGGACUCUUCCCCACCAUCAAGCAGAAAAUAUUCAACCCAAGUCCCGCAAGGACGGUCGACCUUUUCUCUCCUGGCACGGACUUGCGAUCAAAUGAUACAGUGGCAGAUACCUAUGCUGAAAGCCCUUCCACCCCUGAUCGCCAGGACUUCCCGCAAAUUCCACAAAAGCGCAACUUCACUCCUCUCUCGGCACAAUCUCGCAACACUGCCUCUUUAUUCACUCCCAGCCAUCAAGGGUCCACACCAGACCGAGAUACUCACACACCCUCUCCGAGCUACGAUGAUCUAAGGGAGCCAGAGUAUAGUGACGAGGACGAGUACAGUGGCGAACAGGAGUCGGCGUCAACGGAUGAUGGGCCAUCUUUUGAGCACAUCCCACCGCGUGAAAAACCGUCGCAUUGGGACAAGAAUCUCAGCCCUGCCAAGUCAUCUAUGCGUUCGCCGCUCAAGCCUAAGACGCCUGGUCGAGUGGUAGCGUUCACAAAUAGUGUCGCCAACUCCGACCCUACUUCAGAAGAUCAGAACGAUCAACAAGAGAUGUUGACUACAAUCAUUAAUGGAAGCGCUAAGAUCGCAACCAGUAACCCCCGAACUGCGAUAUUGAACCCGACACCUCUGCGCAUUCCUGCCUCGUACCGAGGUCCCGAGCAGGAUACGGAAAACGCGUUGUCUCCGAUUAAACCUUUACGUCAAGUGAAUCAGCCUCUGCCCGUGACUCGGGCCCAGGUGUCACCACAGAUGAAACUCUCGCCUACAGUCUGGACCCGCGGCCACUGGGUUCGUCUCGAUGAGAUCUUGCAGCUGCGCCAGCGGGAUCCGAUGCAAUUCCAGAUGGUCUUUCCCUCUGUCGGUCUAGGCAAACACCCCCUGUCCGGACUGGAAGUGGCAACGCACGAUGCGCAAAUGAUCCUCGAGGACUGGCACAUGCAGGUCGUCGAGGCCUUUCGAUCCGAGCUGCUCGCCGACUCUGGUGUGUCGCCAGACGCAGACGACGACGAGACUCACGGCGUUUGGGACGCAAACAGCCUUAGCAAGCGCCUCUUUGCCCUCAUGGUUGGCGAGGAGAGACGUCGGACUGGCAAAUACGUCAGCGGCCAAAGUCAUCUGGCUGGGAUUUCUAGUAGAAAAGGCAAGGAGAUCGCGAGGUGA
Molecule: messenger RNA, 5049 nt
Organism: Pestalotiopsis fici W106-1
Lineage: Eukaryota; Fungi; Ascomycota; Sordariomycetes; Amphisphaeriales; Sporocadaceae
Exons: 1
Coding region: 1-5049 (1682 amino acids)
Source: RefSeq, a predicted model, not a curated record